AUGGGUUCAGCAGGUCCUCAAUUUGAUGUUUGGUCCAACUACCUCAACACCAUUGAUGGAAAGCAAGUCGGCACCGAGAAAACCCGACAUGGCAUCAACCCUGCCACAGGCAAGCCGAACCCAGAAGUUCCCGUUGCAACAGCAAAGGACGUCGAUGCAGCAGUUGAGGCUGGCAAGAGGGCCUUUGUGACCUGGAGCAAGACCUCUUGGGAUGAGCGCCGGAAGGCUGUCGCUGGCUUGGCCGAUGCUCUCGAGAAGCACACCAAUGACUUUGCUAAGCUUCUGACGCAGGAGCAGGGUAAGCCCAUCCAAUUUGCCCAGGGUGAGGUCGGUGCCGGCGUCAUGUGGCUUCGCGCCUUCAACAAGCUCGAGCUCCAGGAAGAGGUCAUUCAAGAGGAUGACGACAAGAAGAUCAUCCAGCGUUACACGCCGCUCGGCCUGGUCGUUGGCAUCGUGCCCUGGAACUUCCCCAUCCAUCUCGCGUGCGGCAAGAUCGGCCCUUCAGUGCUCACCGGUAACCCCAUCAUCAUCAAGCCGUCCCCCUUCACGCCAUACUGUGACCUCAAAAUCGUCGAGCUAGCACAGCAAUUCUUCCCACCAGGCGUUGUCCAGGCCCUUUCUGGUGGAGAUGACCUCGGCCCUAUGCUCACCGCGCACCCCGGCCCCGACAAGAUCUCCUUCACUGGCAGCACAGUCACCGGCAAGAAGGUGAUGGAGUCAGCCGCAAAGACUCUCAAGCGUGUGACACUGGAGCUUGGAGGAAACGACCCAGCGAUCGUUUGCGCCAACGUCGACGUGGCCGCCGCCGCUCAGAAGGUCACCUCGCUUGCCUUCAUGAACUCGGGCCAGAUCUGUCUCGCCGUCAAGCGCAUCUACGUGCACGAGUCCAUCUACGAGCAGUUCCGCGACGAAGCCGUCAAGUUCGCCAAGUCGAUCAAAUCCGGCGAGGGCAAUGAGGAGGGCGUCUUCCUCGGCCCCGUGCAAAACAGCAUGCAGUUUGAAAAGGUCAAGACCUUCUUCUCCGACAUCGAAAAAGAGAAGUGGAAUGUCGCUGUGGGCGGCAAGAACGACGAUAGCAAGCCCGGGUAUUUCAUCACGCCCACCAUCAUCGACAAACCGGCCGAGGACAGCCGCAUUGUGACCGAGGAGCCUUUCGGGCCCAUCGUACCACUCCUGACCUGGAAGGACGAGGACGACGUCAUUGCGCGCGCCAACAACACCAAGAUGGGCUUGGGCGCGAGCGUCUGGUCCAACGACCUCGACCAGGCUGGCAGGAUUGCGAGACAGUUGGAGGCUGGUAGCGUCUGGGUGAAUACGCACUUGGAGCCCGAUCCAAAUGCGCCGUUUGGCGGACACAAGGAGAGUGGCAUCGGCUUCGAAUGGAGCAUCGGCGGCCUGAAGGCAUUCUGCAACGUGCAGAGCUUGUUCCUAAAGAAGAAGGUGUGA
Cyphellophora europaea CBS 101466 is the source of this 1446-nucleotide messenger RNA. RefSeq lists its product as uncharacterized. The record is from RefSeq and is a predicted model, not a curated record. Gene Ontology annotation, molecular function: aldehyde dehydrogenase (NAD+) activity. Lineage: Eukaryota; Fungi; Ascomycota; Eurotiomycetes; Chaetothyriales; Cyphellophoraceae. The transcript has 4 exons. Bases 1 to 1446 code for a protein of 481 amino acids.